AUCCCAACAACAACCACUCUGUGUUUCUUUUUAGUCUCUUCUUUUGUUUCCCUCCUCCUUCAUCUUCAUCUCAAAUUCAUUUCACAACUCUCUCUCUCUCUCUCUCUCUCUCUAAUGGAACUUUCUCUUACCAAUUCUUAAACUCUAUCUCUCUCUCAAACUCUCUAUUCCCAUUCUCCUCACUUCCAUUUCUAUUUUAAUUUCAGGAUAAAUUUUUAUUUGUUUAAAGAGGAUGAUUGCAGCAAAUACCGUGGAGGAAAUUGACUGUGCGAAUUUCUUCGACAAUAUUGAGGACCUUCUUGAAGACCUUGAUGAUCACGACGUCGAUUUUAAUACCAACUCCGCUGCCUUCCCUCCCAUUUGGUCUCAACAUUCCGAUUCUUUGCCUUCCGACGCCGUCGUCGACCCCGUCCUGUUUCCCGUUAAUACUGCUGACUCUGCACUCUCCCCCGACCUCUGUGUUCCGUACGAUGACCAAAUGGAAUGGCUCUCAAACUUCGUUGACGAUUCCUUCUCCGGCGCCGAAACUCUAACCAUCAACACUUCCAAUUCAUCACCGCCGAGCCAAUUUCACAUCUCAAGUCCAGUCUCCGUUCUCGACAGUAGCAGCAGCAGCAGCUCCAGCUUUGACGAAAAAAAACCUUUAACCACCAAGGACGGUAGACGAGGCCGCGCUCGCAGCAAGCGUCCUCGACCAACCACUUUCAUUCCCCGGCCACCGCAACUCAUUUCACCAACGAAUUCAGGCAGUAAGGUUUCGUCGGAAUCAGAGAACUACGCCGAAUCCUGUUCUCCAUUACCAUUACCAAAGAAAACGAAGAAAAUCAAAUUGACAUUCCGACGAGAUCAAAACGAUGCCCUUAAUCCGCAAGGGAUGAGAAAAUGCCUACAUUGUGAAGUGACGAAGACGCCACAAUGGAGAGCAGGGCCAUUAGGACCUAAAACUCUAUGUAAUGCUUGUGGGGUCAGAUACAAGUCGGGCCGCCUGUACCCGGAGUACCGACCGGCAGCCAGUCCAACUUUUGUCCCCUGUUUACACUCCAAUUCGCACAAGAAAGUUCUCGAGAUGAGAAUAAAACAAGUGAAGAAAGGUGUGGAGUUGACGGGGGAAGAAUCACCACCGGAACUCAUUCCAAAUACAGACAGCGGCAUUAUCCUGGGGUACAUUCGACCGGAGAAAGCCAUAUUGACCGUCCCCUCUCAAACAAUUCCUUAAUUUUUUUUUUUUUUUUUGAAAAUUUAAUUUGUAGGGGUUAUUUGUACAAAGAGAUGGGGAUUUGGGAGUAGAAGGAAAGAAAUAGAAAGAGAGAAUUUAGAAUAUUUAUAAGGGUUUUAGGGAGAGAGAUGAUAUAUGAAGAGUAGAAAGGACUAGGGGUUUUUAGUUUGGUUAUUAAUUGCCACAUUAGGUCCUUUAUUUAUAAGUUUAUUAUUAGAUAUUGGUUUUUGGUUUUUGGGGCUUUCUUAUUCUUUUGUUUCAUUUUCAUUUUCAUAUAUCAUGUUUGGUUAUCACAAAAUUCUUUUUGCAGUUUAAACGGUGAAUGAAAAGUUGUUCAAUUUUUUUUUU
Messenger RNA from Cucumis melo (muskmelon), 1564 nucleotides. Its product is annotated as GATA transcription factor 8-like. The record is from RefSeq and is a predicted model, not a curated record. The coding region runs from base 233 to 1216 and encodes 327 amino acids. The transcript is spliced from 3 exons. Gene Ontology annotation, cellular component: nucleus. NCBI's taxonomy places the organism in Eukaryota, Viridiplantae, Streptophyta, Magnoliopsida, Cucurbitales, Cucurbitaceae. Gene Ontology annotation, biological process: positive regulation of DNA-templated transcription. Gene Ontology annotation, molecular function: zinc ion binding; sequence-specific DNA binding.